Molecule: messenger RNA, 1836 nt
Organism: Paraglomus brasilianum
Lineage: Eukaryota; Fungi; Glomeromycota; Glomeromycetes; Paraglomerales; Paraglomeraceae
Source: the annotation of a GenBank genome assembly
AUGUCACAAAAAACAUUCGAAAAUCAACCAAAACUUGGCCGUCUUCCAAUUCCUCCUCUGGAAGAAACGCUUGCCCGCUAUUUACGCUCCAUUGAACCCCUCUGUGCGCCUUCCGACCUAUCUCGUACUACUUCUUACAUUACUGACUUUCUAAAACCAAAUGGACUUGGUCGUACACUCCAGCAGCGCCUGAUAGAUCUUGAUAGAUCAUCCCCACACAACUGGCUUGACGAUUCGAUCUGGAUAAAAAAAGCAUAUCACGAAUGGAGAGAAAGUGUGGUUGUAAAUAGUAACUGGUACCUGAUGUUUGCCGAUGAUCCUAGUACGCCAAAAGAAUGCUUAGGGAUCAUUGAGAAGGGAACUUUUGGAGAAUGGCAAGUCAAGAGGGCUGCACAUCUGAUCGUGCAGAUUUUAGAUUAUAAAGAAUCGAUUGAUAGCGAACGUCUUCCGCCUGACGUAACUCGUCUUUAUCCACUUUGCAUGCAUCAAUAUACACGAUGCUUUGGUGUUACCCGCAUUCCACAGCAUAAUUGCGAUGCACUUGCUUAUACUCCACACCCGGCGACUGCAAAGCAUAUCUUAAUAAUAGCCAGGGAUCAGUUUUAUGUUAUUGAUGUUUAUGAUGAAAAAGGACGUCGAUUGGCUGCGGGUGAUAUUGCAUUUCAAUUACAGCAGAUUAUUGAAGACGUUAAGAAAACAGAAUUGGAUCCCCCCGUCAGUGUAUUGACUGGUGACCAUAGGGAUGCCUGGACUGUGGCUCGAGAACACUUGUUGAGUAUACCUCAAAACCGUGCCACCCUUAUUGACAUCGAAAAUGCACUCUUUGCAUUUAGCCUUGAUGACUAUACAUCUGGCCUGAAUCUUGAUGAUUGGAACAGGAAUGCGUUUCAUGGUCUAAAUGGGCAUAAUAGAUGGUUUGAUAAGGCACUAUCGUUCAGCAUUGAAAAUAACGGACGAGCUUCGCUCAAUGGAGAGCAUUCACCAUGUGAUGCUUUAAUUCCUUCUAUCGUUGUAGAUAACAUUUUGAAAACACCAGUGCCUUCUAGUCUACAAAAGUCAGGUUUUGAAAUUCCUCUACCGAGAAGAACACGAUUUGUCACUGACGAUCGGAUAUUGAAAGACAUUGCAGCAGCGCAGGAAAGAGUGGAUAAAAUUAUUGCAGAUUCUGACGCCAUAUUAUUGCAUUUCAAAGAAUAUGGAGCACAUUUUAUGAAGAGCAUUGGCAAGGUGGCCCCUGAUGCCUACAUGCAAAUGGUCCUCCAGUUGGCAUAUUACAAACUCCAUGGCAAAGUGGUUCCUACGUACGAGACAGGUUCAACCAGGCAAUUUCUACACGGACGAACCGAAACUAUAAGAACUCUAAGCAACGAGAGUAAAGCUUGGGUCGAAGCAAUGGAGAAUAGUUCGCUGAGCUCAAAGGAGAAAUAUGCCAUAUUUCAAACAGCAACUAAAGCACAUUCGCAAUACACGCGAGACGCAUCAAACGGAAAGGGAUGCGAUAGACAUCUUUUUGGAUUAAGGUGUUGUUUAAAGGAAGGUGAAUCACACCCAUUGUUUACUGAUCCGAUAUUUGCCGGGUCUCAAGUAUGGUUGUUGAGUACUAGUGGAUUGAGUGCUGGAGAUCGAUUUAGCGGUACCGGAUUUGGUUGUGUAUACCCCAAUGGCUAUGGCAUAAACUACCUUCCAGGAAACGCGGUUCUAAAGUUUGGAAUUGAGUCUAAGAAAUCUUCAACAGAAACGGAUUCAAAGGCAUUCCGUGAAUCUGUAGUAAAUGCUCUGCGCGAUAUGAGACGGAUGUGUGAAGAUGUGAAUGGAAAGUACAAUGGUAGAUUAUGA